Messenger RNA from Anoplopoma fimbria (sablefish), 5371 nucleotides. RefSeq names its product sterol regulatory element binding transcription factor 1 (gene srebf1). The coding region runs from base 187 to 3756 and encodes 1189 amino acids. Gene Ontology annotation, molecular function: RNA polymerase II cis-regulatory region sequence-specific DNA binding; protein dimerization activity; DNA-binding transcription factor activity, RNA polymerase II-specific. The record is from RefSeq and is a predicted model, not a curated record. The transcript has 19 exons. Gene Ontology annotation, cellular component: nucleus. Lineage: Eukaryota; Metazoa; Chordata; Actinopteri; Perciformes; Anoplopomatidae. Gene Ontology annotation, biological process: regulation of transcription by RNA polymerase II.
AACAAGUUUCCCUGGACCAUCAUGGGGGUGGGAGUGAGUAGUUAGUUGACACAUCAAUACAAAGCUGCAGCUCAGUGUGCGAGUGUGUCAGGUAGACUCGGGAUCUUUUGGCAAAUGUAGGGAACGAGAGAAGUGUUCCCGUGUUUCCCUCAAGUCUAUAACGGAGUGCCAGACACACCAGUAAAGAUGAACAGUAUGUCUUUUGACGACCCGUCGUUGGAUAACCUGGACCCAACGCUGUCGCUAAAUGACCCCAGCGAUAUUGACACGGCCCUCUUAAGCGACAUUGAUGACAUGCUACAGCUCAUCGGCAACCAGGACAUGGAGUUUGGAGGACUGUUUGAUAACCCUCCAUACACAGCGCCUCCUCCGGCCCAAGAGCAUCCUAGUUUGUCCCAGUCCAUCACCACACCUCCCGCUCCAACCGUCACUACCACACCUCCACCUGCAUCGUCCUCUUCCAUCCUAAGCAGUAGCCCACACCUGGACGCACUUCUGGGCCCUCCCAUCACCCGAAGUUCCUCCACCCCAGACAAGACCUUCCAGCCUCCCACCUUCCAGCAGUCCCCCCUGGCCCAGGUUCCCAACACCACACAGAGGCCGCAGCCAGCCUCCCCUCAGCAGGCUCAGAGCCUCAUACAGCCGCAGGUGGAGCAGCCCCAACCUAUUCUCAGCCCGCCUGCCCCGGCCCUUGCUGCUUCACCUCAUGGCUCACCAGCACCAAACCCGGCUUUCAGCUCGUCGCCCCAGGCCCUCUUCACCUCACCUGCACCCCAGACUCUGCCUCAACCCCAGACUCUGCCUCAACCCCAGACUCCGCCUCAACCUCAGCCGCAGGCCCAACUUCAGGCCCAGGGUCAGUCUCUACCGGUCCGGACCAGCUACAGCAUCCAGAACAGCUACACAACUGGCAGUCCCAUCAGUGUGAGCCAAGCUGCUACCAUCUUGUCAUCCUCACCUCCAAGUGUGACCAUCCAGGCUCAGCUCCAAGGGCUGACCACCACGUCUGCUCUGCUGACCACGUCAACGAGUCCCCCGGUCCAAAGCAUCGCACCCCACAUGCAGCAGGUGUUGCUGCAACCCCAGUUCAUCAAGGCUGAGUCUCUGUUGCUGACCACUCUGAAGCAUGACCCCUGCAUUGUCACUACCAUGACCUCGGCCACCACCACCCCAGUACAGACCACUUCACUGCAGGCCUUUAUGGGCAAUGGCACCAUCCUGACCACGAUGCCUCUCAUGGUGGACGCUGAUAAGCUGCCCAUCAACCGCAUCGCCAUCAGCGCUAAGCCGCUCGGCCAGCCACACAAGGGAGAGAAGCGCACAGCCCACAACGCCAUCGAGAAGCGCUACCGCUCCUCGAUCAACGACAAGAUCCUCGAGCUCAAAGAUCUGGUGGCUGGCACUGAGGCCAAGCUCAACAAGUCUGCGGUGCUGAGGAAAGCCAUCGACUACAUCCGUUACCUGCAGCAGACCAAUCAGAAACUCAAACAGGAGAACAUGGCUUUUAAGAUGGUAGCCCAGAAAAACAAGUCCCUCAAGGACCUGGUUGCCAUGGAGGUAGACGUACCGGCUGAUGUGAAGAACGAGCUGCCGACUCCGCCGGCUUCUGACGUGGGCUCCCCCACCUCCUUCUCCCACUGUGGCAGUGACUCAGAGCCUGACAGUCCAAUGGGGGAGGACACUAAGCUGCCGAGUGUGGGCAUGUUGGACAGUGCGGCAGCGGGAGGCAGUGCUGGCGGCAUGUUGGACCGUUCCCGCAUGGCUUUGUGCACCUUCACCUUCCUCUUCCUCUCCCUCAACCCUCUUGCUGCCCUGCUCUGCUCAUCCGGCAGCAGCUCAGCUGGAAGCGCAGAAGCCAGUGCCCCCCAUCACGCAGGGCGGAGCGUCCUGGGUGUGGAUAUUGCAGCGGACUCGUGGGGCUGGAUGGACUGGAUGCUGCCGACUAUACUGGUGUGGCUGAUGAACGGUAUUCUGGUGUCGGGGGUUCUGAUCCGACUGUUGGUGUACGGAGAGCCUGUAACCAGACCCCACUCUGGAUCUUCUGUCUUGUUCUGGAGGCACCGCAAGCAGGCUGAUCUGGACCUAGCUAGAGGAGAUUUUGCCCAGGCCAGUCAGAACCUGUGGACCUGUCUAAAGGCUCUCGGUCGUCCCUUACCCAUCUCACAGUUGGACCUGGGCUGUGCUGCACUCUGGUCCCUGCUAAGAUUCUGCCUCCAGCGCCUCUGGGUGGGCCGCUGGCUGGCUGCCAGAGCCGGAGGGCUGCGAUCUGAUCGCCCCCUGAAGGAGGACGCCUGCAAGAGCAGCCGCGACGCCGCCCUGGUUUACCACCGCCUGCACCAGCUACACAUGACGGGUAAGCUGAAUGGCAGCCACCUGUCAGCAGUGCACAUGGCUCUAAGUGCGGUGAACCUGGCAGAGUGUGCCGGCUCCUGUCUGCCUGUAGCCAGUCUGGCUGAGGUCUACGUCUCUGCAGCUCUCCGGGUCAAAGCCAGCAUGCCAAGGAUCCUUCACUUUACCUCUCGUGUGUUCCUGAGCAGUGCCCGGCAGGCCUGUCUGUCAUCCAGUGGCAGCGUGCCUCCAGCCAUGCAGUGGCUGUGUCACCCACUAGGUCACCGCUUCUUUGUUGACGGGGAUUGGGCUAUCCGCAGCACUCCUAAAGAAAGCAUCUACAGCCAGGCUGGCAACACUGUGGAUCCUCUGGCCCAGGUGACUCAGGCGUUCAGGGAGCACCUCCUGGAGAAAGCUCUGUACUGUGUGGCCCAGCCUCACAAAGAGAAAAGCUCCAGCCAGGGAGAGGGGGAGUAUGCUGAUGCUCUGGAGUAUCUCCAGCUGUUGAUCAGUGCAUCAGAUGCAGCCGGCGCCACCUCCCAGUCCUUCGCUAUUGGCUCCAACAUGGCCACCGUGACCGGCUGUGACCCCCACUCCAAGUGGUGGUCCUCGGUUACCGUGGUGAUCAUCAACUGGCUCCAAGGAGAUGACGCUGCGGCCGAGAGACUGUAUCCGACAGUUGAGCACCUGCCGCGCAGCCUGCAGAACGCGGAGAGUCUUCUGCCCAAGACGUGUCUGCACACAUUCAGGGCUGUGAGGGCUCUGCUGUCCAAGCCAGAAAACUGCCAGCUGAGUCUGAGCUACAGCGACAAGGCCAGCGCCCUGCUUCGAGACAGCCUCAACCUAGGACCACACUGCCACAGCUCCAGUUUAGACAAGGUAGUCCAGUUGCUCUUGUGUGACCUCCUGUUGGUGAUGAGGACCAACGUGUGGCGCCUGCAGCAGCAGGGGGCCGGUCCUGCGGGGACGGGGUCGGUGGCUCCCAGCGGCCCGGCGGGGGUCCACCAGGCGUCCCCACCGGAGCUCCAAGGCUUUCAGCAAGACCUCAGUUCCCUACGCAAGCUGGCACAUAGCUUCAGACCUGCGAUGCGAAGAUUGUUCCUUCAUGAAGCGACAGCCAGGCUGAUGGCGGGAGCCAGCCCCACCCGCACGCAUCAGCUCCUGGAUCGCUCGCUGCGACGCAGGGCAACGCCCGGAGCCAAGACAGAGGAGUGCGAGACGCGGCCCGGCCAGCGGGAGCAGGCAGAGGCUGUGAUGUUGGCGUGCCGCUACCUCCCGCCCUCCUUUCUGUCGGCUCCGGGCCAAAGGGUGGGCAUGCUGGCCGACGCAGCCCGCACCCUGGAGAAGCUGGGAGACAAGAGGACCCUCCACGACUGCCAGCAAAUGAUCAUCAAGCUGGGCAGCGGCACCACCGUCACCAACAGCUAGAAUGAAGGGAUGUAGGGAGGGUGCUGAGAGACAUGCAUGGACACUGUAUAUAAAAACAUCUCUGAAAUACAAAAACACACAGACAGGAAAAACAAAAUCCCCCACAGAGACGCUACCACACGGUCUCUGGCAUUCUUGCGUGCAGCUAUUCAACAAAUGUAUUUAACUAUCCAGAUUCAUAUCCAUCUAAAAUCUUUUUCUUCAUUGACUGUCCCUUCAUCAGGAAGCACUUGUUGAGUUCACAUUCUUGUUGCUAUGGAUUAUUACAAGAAUAAAGGAAGCUUACUUACCGAGCUGAAUCCCCCUGUGAGACUGCGUUGCAGUGCCACAGUUUGACCACAGAGAGGAGUCCUCACGUCCUCUUAUUGGACCGUGCAGUGUGACUGAUGUGUGUGUUUGUGAAUGUAUGUAUGUGUGUGUGUGUGUGUGUGUGUGUGUGUGUGUGAAGCAUGACAGAGAUACUUGCCCUGCACUUAUUCAGUUUAUUCCCACCCACGAUAUUUUUGAUAUGGAUGCACCUUUUUAAGGGCAGGAGUGCUCAGUGGGUUGGAGUGGCGGUCGGCCCUGAUUGGCUGCAGCGUGAGGCGUCUCUUGUUUCGUGAGAGAAAAAGGACCAGUCUCUGAUUGGUCCGACCGUGGGCCUGUUCAGUGGGAAGCCACUCCGCAGGUUGUCCUGAUAGAGUUAAAGUUGAUUUGAAUCAUGUCUUUACUGGUGAUGAUCUGAGGAGAGGUGACUCACUGAACAAGCUCUGUGUCUAUAUCUGCACUAGCCCUGCGUGGCUGAUUUCAAUGAGAUGAGAUAAGAUAAGUAAUAAUAUGGCUUUAUGAAGUUAUUUUCAUAGAGAUCAUUUUUUUGUUUUGCAGUGUACAUAUUUUAAAAUGUAUUUAUAAUCUUUAUGAAAUUUUGAUUAAGCAGUAUUUUGCAUAAGCGGAGAGAUAAAUGCUUAUUUUCUUCCCCUAAAACCUGUUUUCUUUUGUAGUUUUUGAACAGGCCCAAAUCAUACGGUUACUGUAAUGUGUUGCCAUGGCGAUCACCGUCAAUGGAGACAGUAUCAAGUUAUUUAUGACACAUGGUCUAACGUAAUUGACCUUUUGCACUGUUGCACACGUAUGCAACUAUAAUAUCAAAAGGAAUUGGCAGCGUCCCGUUCUGGCAGACAGCUGAGUCUAAAAUGUUAACCUUUGGCACUUUUGCAACAAGUUACAUGAUGCAGACAAUUUCAAAAAAUGAAUCAUUUUUUUCCAAAGAGGGCCUGUAGUGAAUCUUCUGGUUUUCUUUUGUAGCUUCAAUAUAAAGAAAAAUACUUGCUCUUUCAGUCAUUAUAGUUUCAUGCUCCUAGAGAACCAACGUUUAUUGAUUUUUUUUUUCUUCUUCUUUUUAUAGGUCUGUAAAAAAAUAUAUAACAGCAACAACUUUGGCAUGUGUUUUUGUCCCAGAACCAGUUUUUUAUAGUGUGUCCCUAAUGUGAAAGAUUGAAAGAUGUCGGAUUGAGGUGAAUGAGACGCAACCAUGUCUAAAGGUGUUAUUUUUGUGUCCUGUAACUGACAUCUUUUUAUCACUUGUUAUCUGGUGUCAUCCUUUUAUGAUGUAAAUAUUAAAGCAUUUUGUAAAGAA